This is a messenger RNA of Suncus etruscus (white-toothed pygmy shrew), 2898 nucleotides long. It is a transcript of the gene SLC6A1, whose product is annotated as solute carrier family 6 member 1. Gene Ontology annotation, cellular component: cell surface; axon; plasma membrane. The coding region runs from base 196 to 1992 and encodes 598 amino acids. NCBI's taxonomy places the organism in Eukaryota, Metazoa, Chordata, Mammalia, Eulipotyphla, Soricidae. The record is from RefSeq and is a predicted model, not a curated record. The transcript is spliced from 15 exons. Gene Ontology annotation, biological process: neurotransmitter transport; sodium ion transmembrane transport. Gene Ontology annotation, molecular function: gamma-aminobutyric acid:sodium:chloride symporter activity.
GCGGGCGAGCUGCAAGAGCCGCGCAGCAGGGCAGGGAGCGCACAGGCCGGUGCGCCCUGGCACGGAGCCCACCUAGGGGUGCGUCGCCUGGGGCCACAGAUUGCAAAUUGAGUUGCAAAGCUGCUGUCCACGUGGACUGGAGCUGACAUCGCCCGCCCGCCUGCCAGGACCCACGUGGCGUCCAGGCCCCGAAACAUGGCGACCGACAGCAGCAAGGUGGCAGAUGGGCAGAUCUCCACGGAGGUCAGUGAGGCCCCAGUGGCCAACGACAAGCCCAAGACGCUGGUGGUGAAGGUACAGAAGAAGGGGGACCUGCCGGACCGAGACACCUGGAAAGGACGCUUUGACUUUCUCAUGUCCUGCGUGGGCUAUGCCAUCGGCCUGGGCAAUGUGUGGCGAUUUCCCUACCUCUGUGGCAAGAACGGCGGUGGGGCCUUCCUGAUCCCCUAUUUCCUGACACUCAUCUUUGCGGGGGUCCCGCUCUUCCUGCUCGAGUGCUCCCUGGGCCAGUACACCUCCAUCGGGGGCCUAGGGGUGUGGAAGUUGGCUCCCAUGUUCAAAGGAGUAGGCCUGGCUGCCGCCGUGCUGUCCUUCUGGCUGAAUAUCUACUACAUCGUCAUCAUCUCCUGGGCCAUCUACUACCUGUACCACUCCUUCACCACGGCGCUGCCCUGGAAGCAGUGUGACAACCCCUGGAAUACAGACCGCUGCUUCUCCAACUACAGCGUGGUCAACACCACCAACAUGACCAGUGCCGUGGUGGAAUUCUGGGAGCGCAACAUGCAUCAGAUGACAGAUGGGCUGGAUAAGCCAGGUCAGAUCCGCUGGCCUCUGGCCAUCACCCUGGCCAUCGCCUGGGUCCUGGUGUAUUUCUGUAUCUGGAAGGGUGUCGGCUGGACUGGAAAGGUGGUCUACUUUUCAGCUACUUACCCCUACAUCAUGCUUAUCAUCCUGUUCUUCCGUGGAGUGACACUCCCGGGGGCCAGGGAAGGCAUUCUCUUCUAUAUCACCCCCAACUUCCGCAAGCUGUCAGACUCUGAGGUGUGGCUAGACGCGGCCACUCAGAUCUUCUUCUCCUAUGGACUGGGCCUGGGAUCUCUGAUUGCUCUUGGGAGCUACAAUUCUUUCCACAACAAUGUGUACAGGGACUCCAUCAUUGUCUGCUGCAUCAACUCUUGCACCAGCAUGUUUGCAGGCUUCGUCAUCUUCUCCAUUGUGGGCUUCAUGGCCCAUGUCACCAAGAGGUCCAUUGCUGAUGUGGCGGCCUCAGGCCCUGGGCUGGCAUUCCUGGCAUAUCCGGAAGCUGUGACCCAGUUGCCCAUCUCUCCCCUCUGGGCCAUUCUCUUCUUCUCCAUGCUCCUGAUGCUGGGAAUUGACAGCCAGUUCUGUACCGUAGAGGGCUUCAUCACAGCCCUGGUGGAUGAGUACCCCAGACUCCUUCGCAAACGCCGGGAGCUCUUCAUCGCCGCUGUCUGCGUUGUCUCCUACCUGAUUGGCCUCUCCAACAUCACCCAGGGGGGCAUUUAUGUCUUCAAGCUUUUUGACUACUACUCGGCCAGUGGCAUGAGCCUGCUCUUCCUCGUCUUCUUUGAAUGUGUCUCCAUCUCCUGGUUUUAUGGAGUCAACCGUUUCUAUGACAACAUCCAGGAGAUGGUGGGCUCCAGGCCUUGCAUCUGGUGGAAGCUGUGCUGGUCCUUCUUCACCCCCAUCAUUGUGGCGGGUGUGUUCAUUUUCAGUGCUGUGCAGAUGACGCCGCUCACCAUGGGAAGCUACGUGUUCCCCAAGUGGGGUCAGGGCGUGGGCUGGCUCAUGGCUCUGUCUUCCAUGGUCCUCAUCCCAGGAUACAUGGCCUACAUGUUCCUCACCUUGAAGGGCUCCCUGAAGCAGCGUAUCCAGGUCAUGAUCCAGCCCAGCGAGGACAUCGUGCGCCCCGAAAAUGGCCCCGAGCAGCCCCAGGCCAGUGGCUCAGCCAGCAAAGAGGCCUACAUGUAGGGGUUCGAGGCUGCUCACAGGCCCCUCGCAUACACCCCUCAACCUGACUGAACCGACCACCCCUUGAAGUCUGAAGGUAGUCUCCAUCUCUACCUACCUCGAGCGGCACGUCUGGACAUUAUCAGCACUCUGAGCGAGGGGGGGGUGGGAUGCAUUCACACCGGGAAGGGGGUGCCCACGAGGGCUGAGGGCCCAAUGGCACCAGCUCCUUCCCAGACUGGUGACCUUUUCCACCCAGGCCCCCAUAAGAACCCAGCCCUGGGCCUAUGGACUGUUGCCCUGUAGAAUUCCUCCCAUCAGCCGUGAGCACAAUCCUUGACUGUUCCUUUACUGCCGAAGCCCACGACUGUUACCAGACUUUGCAGGGUCCUGCCACCAGUGGGCACUGCUCUGUCCCCACACUAAGGGCAUCUCGAAUAAUGUGAUUUCCCUGGAGAAACUCGCUCUGAAGUUGCCGGGAGCCCACAGAGCUGUCUCUCCUCUUCUCCUUCCUGAGGCAGCUUAACAAAAAAAAAAAUGCCCAGGACUUCCAUCACUUCCCCACCCCUUGCCACGGGAGUGGGGAUGUGGGGGUCCUCUUAGCCCAAGCUGAGCCCAGUGGGGGCCAGCUCUUGGCCCCUCUCUACCAGGUCAACCCAUAGCACCUGGCUCUCCACCAUCUUUCCAGAGGCCCCUUGGAAAACUAUCACAAGCACAAUUGAUUGAUUUUCUUUGGAGUCACCAAUCUAGGGAAAUGUCCCUGUAAGAGUCAGUCCCAUUUUCUCUUAGGCUGCCCCCUUGUUUUGCCAAACACAGGGCAAGUCGUUAUGUAAAUGGUCUGCCCUUGAGUCGGACCCGAUCUGGCUAUGCCUCCGGCUCCCUCCACUGUGGCCCUCACUGCCACCCUUAAAACUCUUGUGUCCCCUG